Medioppia subpectinata is the source of this 1857-nucleotide messenger RNA. Lineage: Eukaryota; Metazoa; Arthropoda; Arachnida; Sarcoptiformes; Oppiidae. The record is from the annotation of a GenBank genome assembly.
AUGCCAAUGGCAUCAAUCGACGAAAUCAACUCCGAAUACAGUGUUAUACUGGUUAUGGACUUGGAGUGGUUUGACGACGGCCUGGUGUUUGACUGUCCGGACGAUUUGGUGGUGUUAAGUAUGGAACCGAGUCUUUACAGUCGCAUUUGGACCCCCAAACUGGGCGUACCCGACGUGAAAGAGCCCGGUUCGGUCGAGUUGAGCGGCCAGACUGUGGUCGCAUUCAAAGUCCGCACCGAUGGCUACAUCUUUAUCAGAUCCCGAAUCCAAUUGAAACUGUUUUGUCAGUUAAACUUCAAGAACUAUCCGUUUGAUGAGCAGAAGUGUUCGGUCAAACUCGAGAGUCGCAGCCUUUCGGACGAUAAUGUGAUCCUUAAAUGGCGUGAAGACAAACCCUUCCGCAACGCCGAGCGCUUUAAUAUAAUCGGUUUCCGGUUGUCUGGCUAUGAACUGUCCAACGAUACGGUUCAGGUGAUCGACUUGUUUGAGGACGACUCAGUCAAUCGAGUGAUUGUCACCGUUUCGUUUACCCGCGAGUGGUAUCACUUCUGGCUCGACGUCUACCUGCCGUCGGCUCUGUUUGUGGCCAUGUCUUGGCUGUCGUUUUGGUUGGAGAUAUCGGCCGCACCCGCGAGGAUAACAUUGGUUAGUUAUCUCUAUCGGUCGGAGAAGACCCGUCAACAGCGGGUAAAGACACUACAACGAGACCUGUCAGCCCUAUCCCUGGCCUCACUCGCCUCCUCCACAGACCCACUCAUUACUGUUUCUAAAUAUCUGGAUAUUUCGGAUAUGUGUUCAAAAAGCAAACUAAUGGCUCCGGAUUUAGUGGACAAUCUGCGGCGUCUGAGUAGCGCCACUGUCAGCACCACUGCCCAUAACUUGAAGAAGUCAUUGUCCAAAACAGAUUUAUCGCAAUCAUUUAUGGGAAGAUAUCUGAAAAUCAGGUGUCCGUACGAAUUGGCCGAUAAUAUUGAUAGGAAAAGCCUGAAUGCCUUCAAACAGCAACGACUGCCCGCAUGGAAGCCGAUCCUCACCUGCGGAACAGUAUUGCCGUCCUUUUUCUUGUUGGGCAUUGUCUUCAUCACAAUAGGUGUCGGCCUAUUAUUUCUCUCCUCACGAGUACAGCAGUUUGAAUUGGAUUACACCAACUGUUGGCCAUUAUAUGGCAUGAGUUCGUGCGCCCAGACAUUGGAGGACACGCCAGAGGUCGAGGGCUGUAAGUGUUGGUAUAAGUUUGAGCUGAACGAAGACUUUUACUCCUCGGUCUACAUAUACUAUGCGCUCAAUAAUUACUACCAAAACCAUCGGAUGUACGAGAACUCGAUGGACAGCUCCCAACUGGACGGUCAGCUCACGGCGUCCAGCGUUUGCGCGCCCUAUCAGUACAAAGAGGUGUUGGGCCGUCAGGUGCCGAUCGUGCCCUGCGGUAUGAUUGGCAACAGUUUCUUCAACGACUCGUUCAGAAUAUGGAGACACGAUCUCAUCACUGGAUUGGCUGAAGAAGUGCCCCUAUUGUUCACCGGAAUUAGUUGGCCAUCCGAUCAAAAUCAGUUUAGCAAUCCGAUUGGUAUUUGGCCACCACUAGAGAUAGUGUACGCAAACUUCACAAAUCCGCCCAAUUGGAGGCACCGACACAUCUGGCAAUUAGAUCCGCACAAUCCCAACAAUAAUGGUCUGAGGAAUGAGGCGCUAAUCGUAUGGUUCAGGACAGCGGCGUUUCCCGAGUUUCGCAAACUUUACGCCAGAGUUAAUCACUUAAUCGGAAGUGUUUUUGAAAAAUCUUUGCCAAACGGACACUAUUUUCUUGAAAUCUCUUACAUAUUCGUUGUGGAGUACCUAACCACCGGCGUUAAGUAA